This is a messenger RNA of Meriones unguiculatus (Mongolian gerbil), 4040 nucleotides long. Its product is annotated as AFG3-like protein 1. Gene Ontology annotation, cellular component: membrane; m-AAA complex. The coding region runs from base 48 to 2342 and encodes 764 amino acids. The record is from RefSeq and is a predicted model, not a curated record. NCBI's taxonomy places the organism in Eukaryota, Metazoa, Chordata, Mammalia, Rodentia, Muridae. Gene Ontology annotation, molecular function: zinc ion binding; ATP hydrolysis activity; metalloendopeptidase activity. The transcript has 16 exons. Gene Ontology annotation, biological process: mitochondrial protein processing; protein-containing complex assembly.
CGGCUGCGCGUGCGCGCGCCCAGGAGGCGCGAGGUUAGGGCGGGGGAAUGUUACUCCGGCUGGUGGGGGCAGCGGGCAGUCGGGCCCUGGCCUGGCCUUUCUCCAAACUGUGGCAAUGUGGCGGGCGCGCAGGAGGCGGCGGGACGGUGUGGAGCAGCGCGAGGCCCCGUGGCACCGCUGGGCAGUGUCCUCCAGGGAGAUGCUCCAAGCAGCUGGCUCUGCAGGGAAGACUGACUUCAUUUUCUCCAAGGCUGUAUUCAAAACCUCCCAGAGAACCAAAUAAUGCUGGAUCUGGAGGAAAUGGAGGCAAGAGAGGAGGGAAGCAAGAUGACUUUGCCUGGUGGAAACGGAUGCAAAAGGGGGAGUUUCCUUGGGACGACAAGGAUUUCCGGAGCCUGGCUGUCCUGGGGGCCAGUGUGGCCGUGGGCUUUUCCUACCUCUACUUCCGGGACCCCGGGAAGGAGAUCACCUGGAAGCACUUCGUGCAGUAUUACCUGGCCAGAGGUCUGGUGGAUCGGCUGGAGGUCGUGAACAAGCAGUUUGUGCGUGUAGUUCCUGUUCCUGGGACGAUACCCGAGAAGUUCGUGUGGUUUAACAUUGGUAGUGUCGACACCUUUGAGCGGAACCUGGAGUCUGCGCAGUGGGAGCUGGGGAUUGAGCCCACCAACCAGGCUGCAGUGGUUUACACCACUGAGAGCGAUGGCUCUUUUCUCAGAAGCCUGGUGCCCACCCUGGUCCUGGUUGGCAUCCUCCUCUAUGCUAUGAAGAGGAGUCCAAUGGGGACUGGUCGUGGUGGGCGAAGAGUCGGCCUGUUCAGUGUUGGUGAGACGACAGCCAAGAUCUUAAAGAACAACAUUGAUGUGCGAUUCGCAGAUGUGGCUGGCUGUGAAGAAGCCAAAUUGGAAAUUAUGGAAUUUGUGAAUUUCCUGAAGAACCCAAAGCAAUAUGAGGACUUAGGAGCUAAAAUUCCAAAGGGAGCAAUGCUCACUGGUCCACCUGGUACUGGCAAAACUCUUCUUGCAAAAGCAACUGCUGGGGAGGCCAAUGUGCCCUUUAUCACUGUGAAUGGCUCAGAGUUCCUGGAAAUGUUUGUUGGUGUUGGGCCAGCGCGGGUCCGCGACAUGUUUGCAAUGGCCAGAAAAAAUGCUCCUUGUAUUCUAUUCAUUGAUGAGAUUGAUGCAAUCGGCCGGAAACGAGGCCGAGGCCACCUGGGAGGCCAGAGUGAGCAGGAGAACACUCUAAACCAGAUGCUCGUGGAGAUGGACGGGUUCAACUCUACCACUAAUGUGGUAGUGUUAGCUGGCACCAAUCGCCCCGAUAUCCUUGACCCAGCCCUGACACGGCCUGGCCGGUUUGACCGCCAGAUCUACAUUGGUCCCCCUGAUAUCAAAGGCAGGUCGUCCAUCUUCAAGGUCCACCUGCGUCCACUCAAGCUGGACGGAAGCCUCACCAGAGACACCCUUUCAAGGAAGCUGGCAGCUCUCACUCCAGGCUUCACUGGUGCUGAUAUUUCAAAUGUGUGCAACGAAGCAGCUCUGAUUGCUGCCCGCUAUCUUAGCCCUUCUGUCCAGGAGCGGCACUUUGAGCAAGCCAUCGAGAGGGUCAUUGGAGGCCUUGAGAAGAAGACCCAGGUCCUACAACCCAAUGAAAAGACAACUGUGGCCUACCACGAGGCUGGGCACGCAGUGGUGGGCUGGUUCUUGGAGCAUGCAGACCCUCUGCUGAAGGUGUCCAUCAUACCUCGGGGCAAGGGCCUUGGCUAUGCCCAGUACCUUCCCCGGGAGCAGUACCUGUACACGCGGGAGCAGCUCUUCGACCGCAUGUGCAUGAUGCUGGGGGGUAGGGUGGCCGAGCAGCUCUUCUUUGGUCGGAUCACCACAGGGGCCCAGGAUGACCUCAAGAGGGUCACCCAGAGUGCCUAUGCCCAGAUUGUGCAGUUUGGAAUGAGUGAGAAGCUGGGCCAGGUAUCCUUUGACCUCCCCAGACAAGGUGAAACCAUGGUGGAGAAGCCGUACAGCGAGGCUACGGCCCAGCUCAUUGAUGAGGAGGUCCGGUGCCUUGUGAGGUCUGCCUAUGACCGGACCCUCCAGCUGCUCACACAGUGCCGGGAGCAGGUUGAGAAGGUGAGCAGGCGACUCCUGGAGAAAGAAGUGCUGGAGAAGGCCGACAUGGUGGAACUCUUGGGCCCUCGGCCCUUUGCAGAGAAGUCCACCUAUGAGGAGUUUGUAGAGGGCACCGGCAGCCUAGAGGAGGACACAUCCCUUCCUGAGGGGCUGAAAGACUGGAAUCAGGGCCGGGAGGAAGGAAGCACUGAGCAGUGCUUGCAGGAGAGCCCUGCGUAACCCGUGGCCUGUGCUGGGAGGCAGCUGUCAGUAACCGGGAAACAGAUUAAAACAACUGCAAACAGACGUGUUAGAAUCCAUUCCAUUUAGAAUCCACAGAAAAGGGAGCUAGGACUUGGUGCCAUCUAGCCAAGGAGAUAGGUGAGGCCUGAGACCCUGGGCCUGACCUAGAGGUGGUCAGUUCAGAUGGGAGAGAAAGUUGGGCUCUGGCUUCCUUGAAGCCAUGAGUGUUGUCUCCUGUGGGAUCCCAGGUGUAGGGCCAGCGGGAGCAACAUCAUGCUUUCAGUAGACAGCUGACCAGUUUCCAGGCAUGCCUUUUACAGCUUGCCUGACCCAACACAGUUUGAGUUCAGUGAAGUAGUCAGGAAAAUGUAAGCCAGUUAACAAACGAAGCCGACCAGUCAGUCCUGAGGAAAGGAAGCCAGCACACCAGUCAGUCUGUGCCUAAGGGCAGAAGCACGGCCUUCCCUGACCUGUGGCAGCAUCAGAAAUUUUAUUUUCUCAGUCAGCCCUGGCAUCUAGCCUGGGCAUUUGUCUGUUUCACUGAUGGAGUGUCACAUUUAAUUCCAUUUUACAGCAGUCCUUUCCCCAGAGCCCCUGCCUUUUUUUUUUUUUUUUUUUUCUGGAAUCACAAAAAGGCUUGUUUUGGGUGGAGCUCUCCAGCUCUGGUGCAGAUCUGUCAGCCCUCUUGUUGCAGUAAAGGAAGGGCUUUGUGAACUCCAAGCCUCCACGGGCUGAAAGAGGCAUAUUCUUCUGCUGAUCCUGGGGUGUGGUAAGGCCUGCUCUGUGAGACCUUUUAAUGCUUGGAGUCCUGGGAGAGUGUUCUUGUGUACUUCCUCCAGAACACCCUGGGAUCACAGAGCUCAGGGUUGCACCUCGGCUGCCUCAGCCAUCCCCUCAGGCCUGCUCAUGGCCCUGGGGAGGAUCCCUUUGCUCCCUCGACUUUUUAAAAGCUUUUUGUCUGUCUACAGGUGUUCAUGUGUGCAUACGAUCAUGCAGAGGCCAAAGGUUAACAUAGUACAUCUUCCUCAAUUGCUGUCUUACUUAGUUGAUUUUUUCCGUUUAUUUAUUUGUCUUGUCUGCGUGUGCAUGUCCACACACACAUGCACCAUGGUGCACAUGUGUAGGACAGAGGACGACUUUUGAGAGUGAGUUCUCUACUAUGUGGGUUCUAAGAUCAUCGGGUGUGGCAGAACCUGCCUUUUCCUACAGAACCAUCUUGCCAGCCAAUCUACCUUGCUUUUUGAGGGGGAGUGUGUCUCUUCUUUAAUCUGGCUAGAUUUGUGGGCCAGCCGCUCCGGGGAUCCUCCUGUUCCUGCCUUCCCAGGGCUGGGAUUACAGGCGUGACUUUAUGCCCGGCGUUAUGUGGAUGGUGGGGAACUGUAUGUUCAUGCUUAAGCAGCAAGUACCUUGCAGACCGCGCUCCCUCCAGCCCUUGAAUUGAUGCUGAUGAGCUUCCUGGUGCCUAGCCAGGAGGUAGAGAUCUGUCCUCUGCCCCUUGAACCUUUGUCCUUCUCUUUGGGACCUGGCUAAGGACCAGAGUGGCUGUAAGACUAUACUGGUGUAUAUGGUAUUGUACAUUUUUUAGGUUGUUACUUAGAGCCUCAGAAGCAGACAUUUCAUCAGGGGACAGAGACUUUCAGCUUUCACUGUUUGUAAAAUGUACAUUGUGGAAUUAAAAAAAUUUUUCAUUUCUAA